CUGAUUAUAAAUGUGCAUCUAAAAAAUUUGACGUUGAUGACGAUUUGAAAAAGAUGUUAAUUGAAAAUAAAUAUCAAUUGCCAUGGAUUCCUUAUGAUAAAUUUUCAAAUUUUAAAGAAAUAGGGAAAGGUGGAUUUGCUACUGUGUACAGUGCGACAUGGGAUUAUGAACGGUAUCAUUCAAUUCCUGUUGCACACAAAAUAAUUGAUUCAAAUGAUUGCAAAGAAUUUAUUCAAGAGGUAAUUAAUGAUGACGAAAUGUAUAGGUUUCUGCCUAAAAUUAUUCUUAUAAGACCUAGAUUGAUUCCAAGACACUCGUACGUAAGAAAAUUCAUUGAAACAGCUAAAAUUAUCACCAGCCAUUUGAACUCUAAUCAUUCACGAGAUAUGCUGGAUUCCG
Molecule: messenger RNA, 399 nt
Organism: Racocetra fulgida
Lineage: Eukaryota; Fungi; Glomeromycota; Glomeromycetes; Diversisporales; Gigasporaceae
Source: the annotation of a GenBank genome assembly